This is a messenger RNA of Amaranthus tricolor (Joseph's coat), 689 nucleotides long. Its product is annotated as enhancer of rudimentary homolog. The coding region runs from base 154 to 471 and encodes 105 amino acids. Lineage: Eukaryota; Viridiplantae; Streptophyta; Magnoliopsida; Caryophyllales; Amaranthaceae. The record is from RefSeq and is a predicted model, not a curated record. The transcript has 4 exons.
AUUUAACAAUAAUCAUCACAUCCUUGUUUGUGGGAUAUUUUGUUUGGACUAUUCAAGUCUUCUUGCUUCGACGACUGCCAUUUGCGACGUUGCUUUUGCUUGUGCACGAUUUUCUCUGCUCUAUCUUAUUUUCUGCCCCUUCAACAUCUGCUAAUGGACAACAGGCAUACAAUUAUUCUAAUGCAAACAUCACACAACAGAGCAACUAGGACAUUUAUGGAUUAUCAGUCAAUAAGUCAAGCCAUGGACGGUAUCUGUGCUUUGUAUGAGAGGAAGCUAAAGGAAAUAAAUCCUACUAUCCGAAACAUAAGUUAUGAUAUUAAUGAUCUUUACAAUUUCAUUGAUGGGCUCACAGACAUGAGUGCUUUAGUUUAUGACCAUUCAAUUCAAGCGUACCUGCCUUGUGAUCGGCAGUGGAUCAAACAGAAGACACUCCAACGACUCAAGAAAUUGGCUCAACGAAUAGAGUAAAUGAAACUCCUUAUGAUUUUUGGUGUGAAGAACUGUAGAUUUUAUUUGCAUUGCUUAAGCAGUCUCUUAGUAAGAACAAUGUUUAUAUUGGCAAAAGUUCGAGAUUGUGAUAUGUUGUAUCCAUUGUAGCAUCUGGAUAGGAUGAUACAAUGAUAAUAUCAAAAUAUUUGAAGUUAUAAAAAUUUCAACCGGCUGACAGAUUUCUGUCAUUUGUAGCA